Ostreococcus tauri is the source of this 2931-nucleotide messenger RNA. RefSeq names its product Alanine-tRNA ligase, class IIc,anti-codon-binding domain. Gene Ontology annotation, cellular component: chloroplast; cytoplasm; cytosol. The record is from RefSeq and is a predicted model, not a curated record. Gene Ontology annotation, biological process: alanyl-tRNA aminoacylation; tRNA modification. The coding region runs from base 1 to 2931 and encodes 976 amino acids. The transcript has a single exon. NCBI's taxonomy places the organism in Eukaryota, Viridiplantae, Chlorophyta, Mamiellophyceae, Mamiellales, Bathycoccaceae. Gene Ontology annotation, molecular function: aminoacyl-tRNA deacylase activity; alanine-tRNA ligase activity; nucleic acid binding.
AUGCCUCGCCCGGGGUUCGCGCACGCCACCGCGCCCGCGCUCGCGCACGCACGCGCGCGCAUCUCGCCCGUCGCUCGUCGGCGCGUCGUCGUCAUGCGCACGCGCGUCGACGGCGCCGCGAAAUCGCUCGUCACCCAGCUCAGGCUCGCCCUCGGGUCGACCGCAUCGCGCGCGUCGUCGAUUGCCAGCGCUCGACGACGCGUUCGCGCGCUCGGGACGGCGACGAACGACCAGAGCACCGGGACGCGGGCGAACCCGAACGCCGAGGGGAAGGAUAACAGCGGACGAGGGAUUCGUCGGAGGUUUUUGGAGUUUUACGAGGCGAGAGGACACUCCAGGCAGCCGUCGGCGUCGCUCGUGCCGGAGGAUCCCACGGUGUUACUCACGAUUGCGGGAAUGUUGCAAUUCAAGCCGGUGUUCAUGGGACAGAGAGAGCGGGAGAUGCCGAGAGCGACGACGACGCAGAAGUGCGUGCGGACGAAUGAUAUCGAAAACGUCGGGGUCACGGCGAGGCAUCACACGUUUUUCGAGAUGCUCGGAAACUUUAGUUUUGGGGAUUACUUUAAGAGAGAGGCGUGCGAGUGGGCGUGGGAACUGGCGACGAAUGAGUUCGGAUUGAACCCUGAGCGGGUGUGGGUGAGCGUGUUUCGCGAGGACGACGAGGCGUUUGCGAUUUGGCGAGACGUCGUGGGCGUUCCGGAGAGCCGCAUCAAGCGCAUGGACGAGAAGGAUAACUUCUGGGCCGCCGGUCCGACCGGUCCGUGCGGUCCGUGCUCGGAGCUUUAUUACGACUUUCACCCCGAGCGCGGGUUGGACGGGGCCGAUUUAGACGACGAUUCGCGCUUCAUCGAGUUCUAUAACUUGGUCUUCAUGGAGCUCAAUCGCGAUGCGGACGGCGGCAUCAAGCCUCUGAAGAAUAAAAAUAUCGAUACCGGUAUGGGUCUCGAGCGCAUGGCGCAGAUUCUUCAGGGUGUCUCAAACAACUACGAGACCGAUCUCAUCAGACCCAUCAUCGACAAGGCGGCGUCGAUGGCUGGUCUAGACUACGCCUCAUGCAGUGCCACGCAAAAGCAGCAACUUAAGGUGAUUGGCGACCACACGCGUGCCGUGACGUACAUGAUUUCUGACGGCGUGUUCGCGUCCAACAUCGGCCGAGGGUACAUCGUCAGACGCCUUCUGCGUCGUGUCGUGCGCAACGGACGUCUUCUUGGAAUCAAGCCGGCUGACGGACAGAGUGCGUUCACGCCGUCCAUCGCCGAGGUUGCCAUCUCCAUGUCAGAGGAGUGCGAUCCUCAGGUGGUAAAGAAUACGGCGCGCAUCCUCGCCGAGCUCGAACGCGAGGAAUUGAGCUUCCAGAAAACACUCGGCCGUGGCGAAGAGAUGCUCGCCGAACUAAUCGAGAAGGCUAAAGACAGUAAGUCUGGGUUGAGUGGCAAGGAUGCGUUUACGCUGUACGACACGUAUGGUUUUCCGCUUGAUAUCACCACGGAUGUCGCCUCCGAGGCUGGGAUUGCGGUUGAUCUCGAGGGCUUCGAGAAGGCGAUGGCAGAACAGCGCUCGAUGAGCCAGGCGGCGCAUCAAACCGUGGACGUCACCGCUGGUAAUGCCUUGGCUCAAGUCGCCGACGAACUCGGUGCGAUGAGUGAGUUCAUUGGAUACGACAACAUUUCCAGCGACGUCUCGAACGUUCUCGCGAUUGUCUCUGGAGGAGAGUCCGUGGAGGAGGCUUCUGGAGGCGCGCGUGUCGACGUCGUGCUCGAUGUCACUCCGUUCUACGCCGAAAGUGGUGGUCAAGUCGGUGAUAACGGUUUCCUUCACUCCGCCGAUGGCGCGGUGCUCAAAGUGACCGACGUGCAGAAGGCUGGAGGUGGUCGUAUCAUCGUCCACUCCGCGACUGUUGUGAAGGGCUCUAUUAAGAAAGGUAGUCAAGUGUCGGCCAACGUUGAUGAAAACGCUCGCCGACGCGCGAGGAACAAUCAUACCGCGACGCACUUACUCCAAUCCGCACUCAAGAAGGUUCUCGGCGACGACGUCUCACAAGCUGGCUCGCUGUGCGGCUUUGAUCGACUUCGCUUCGAUUUCAACUGUCCCAAGGCGGUCACCGAGGCGCAACUGCUGGAGGUUGAAACUUUAGUCAAUGGUUGGAUCUCCCAAAGCGCGGAUCUCACCGCUGAGGAGAUGCCGAUCGCCGCUGCGAAGGAGAAGGGUGCGACGAUGAUGUUUGGGGAGAAGUACGGAGACGUCGUCCGAGUGGUCGACGUGCCGGGCAUCUCCAUGGAGCUUUGCGGGGGUACGCACGUCUCCAACACUGCAGAAAUCGGAGGAUUCAAAAUCAUCAGCGAGGCCGGUAUCGCGAGCGGCAUUCGACGCAUCGAAGCCGUCGCCGGUGCGGGCGUUGUCGAGCUCUUGCAACAGCGAGACGCGGUGGUGAAGCAGCUCGCGAGCACUCUUCGAGUGCCCCCCGAGGAGAUUGCCAGCCGCGUGUCCGGUAUGCAGAAGGAUUUAGUCGCUGCGCAAAAGCUCGCAGAAUCUCUUCGAGGCGAAUUGGCGGUCGCCAAGGCCAACGCGUUGGUCUCCGAGGCUCGCGCUGUGGGCGAAUCCAAGGUGCUCGUCGCUCGCCUCGACGGCGUAGACCCCGGCGCGCUCAAGGUGGCGGCCGAAAACCUCGCCACGCAACUCGGUGACGGCGCCGCCGUCAUCCUCGGUAGCGCCAACGGCGACAACGUCGGUCUCGUCGCCCUCUUCGACACGAAGGUCCAAAAAGACGGUGAUCUCAAGGCUGGACAAGUCCUCGGCGCCGCCGCGAAGCGCUGCGGUGGUGGCGGCGGCGGCAAGCCCGGUUUCGCCCAAGCCGGCGGUCGCGACGCCACCCAGCUCGACGCCGCUUUGGACGAAGCCCUGCAAACGCUCACCACCGCGCUCGACAAGUGA